Molecule: messenger RNA, 1312 nt
Organism: Brassica oleracea var. oleracea
Lineage: Eukaryota; Viridiplantae; Streptophyta; Magnoliopsida; Brassicales; Brassicaceae
Exons: 2
Coding region: 403-1242 (279 amino acids)
Source: RefSeq, a predicted model, not a curated record
UUUCCUUAAUCCCAAAAGAUUAAAAUUAAAAUUGAUAGUAUAUAUCUUAUCGAGAUUCCGUUUCGACGAAUUAAAUUCUCGUCUGUUUCGUUUUGGGUCCGUGUAUAAGAGAACAAAAGUUCGCGUACGUUCAUCCUUCAACCUCAGAUAAGAAAACUCCUUUGCUUAUGCAUGGAUAGAGGAAAAAAAACAUUGAAUGUCACAGAUUCUCAAUAAUAUCUCAGAGACCAUCCCUUCGAUGAUGUCACAACCUUCACAUAGCUGUCUUCCUAUUUAAAACCUCUCCAUGCAACUCUAGCAUCCCAUUAAAUAAAAUAAAAACAAAACCCACCAAAAAAUCAUUUUGUUUAGGUUUUGUAUUUUAUUUAUUUUAUUUCUUCCUCCUCCAACUCAUCCUCAUACAUGGCUUCCACUUCUUCAUCUGAUCAGUCUCUUUCCAUCAAUUCCCAUCUAACCUCACCUUUAUUUACGUCAUACAUGCUUUCACGCACGUCAUCUUCUUCAUCCGCCGUCGGAGACUACAUCGGGACAGAGAGCUGCUUCGACGUCCUUUCCGCCGAUGAAGAAAACGACGUUGUCUCCCCACAGAAGCCUUUGAACCGGUUUCGUUAUGGAGGAAGGAGGAGGGAGGAAAGAGAAGCUAGAGCUGCGGCGGCGCGUGAGAUUCCUCCGCCGAUACCGCUGCUUGCUCAGACGGAGAAUCUUCUCCCGCACAUGCCGUGGGUUCUGAAGCGUGUGGUGACGAGCGACGGGAGGCUUAUCCUUAGAGAAGAGAAGGUUCGUCAUCACGAGUAUUUCCGUGCGCAUAGAUCCAAUGGUCGUCUCACUCUCCACCUUGUUCCUCUUGACGACGACGUUUUCGAACUUCCCCAAGAGCCAUCUCAUUACCCACCUGAUGAUGUUGAUGAGCAUGAUCACGAGUGUGAUGGUGAUGAUGCUGAUUAUCAUCACGAGGUGAGAGAUGAUUUGGAUGAUCUGGCGGAUAAUGUUGAUAAGAAUGUUAUUAUUACUAUCCGUGAUGGUGAGGAUGGUGUUGUCCGUAAUUAUGAUGAUGUUAAGGACAAUGUGCAUGGUGGUAGUGAAGAAGAAUAUAGGAAAGCUACAUUAUCGGCGGUGGUGGACGAGACGGCGGUGGAGAGCGGAGGGAUGGUUGGAGGAGGAGGAGGAUCGCCAAGAGGAAAGUGUUUGAAGUCAUGUUUUGUUGGUAUAAGAGCUCAAGAGAUCCGACCAGUCCUUAGUUGAUUAAUUAUUGUUAAUUAGUUUUUUUUUUGCGGAAAACAAAUAUUACUGUCGCAGAGAGUUUAAAGAAACA